This is a messenger RNA of Thunnus maccoyii (southern bluefin tuna), 1973 nucleotides long. It is a transcript of the gene chic1, whose product is annotated as cysteine-rich hydrophobic domain 1. The transcript is spliced from 6 exons. NCBI's taxonomy places the organism in Eukaryota, Metazoa, Chordata, Actinopteri, Scombriformes, Scombridae. The record is from RefSeq and is a predicted model, not a curated record. The coding region runs from base 34 to 558 and encodes 174 amino acids.
CGUGCGUCCGUGCGCGUCCCCGUCGGAGACGUCAUGAGCGUCUUACUACCCAACAUGGCGGACUUUGAUACCAUUUAUGAGUUAGAAGACGAAGAGGAUGAGCGCGUAGUGAGUGAGGAACACCUGCCCAGAUACUGUCCGGAGCCCGUGGUGAUGCGAGGGGCCGGGCACAUCACAGUGUUUGGACUGAGCAACAGAUUUGAUACAGAAUUUCCGUCUGUUCUCACGGGAAAGGUAGCGCCAGAAGAAUUCAAAACCAGCAUCAGCAGGGUGAAUGCUUGUUUGAAGAAGAACUUGCCUGUGAAUGUGAAGUGGCUUCUUUGCGGCUGCCUGUGUUGUUGCUGUACAGUAGGCUGCAGUCUAUGGCCUGUUAUCUGCCUCAACAAGAGAACAAGAAGGUCUAUUCAGAAGUUGUUAGAGUGGGAAAAUAACAGACUAUACCACAAGCUGGGGCUGCACUGGAAACUCAGUAAAAGAAAAUGUGAAAGCAGUAAUAUGAUGGAAUAUGUGAUUCUUAUAGAAUUCUUACCCAAAUAUCCUAUAUUCCGACCAGACUGAGGAGGCUGUUAACAGACCGGACGUGUGGCCCUUGAAUCUUAUCCUUAGUGCCUUGUAUAUACAGUAUGUUGGAAUAAGGGUCUGCACUGGUGUCUCUCGUGACGACCCUGUACAUCUCCCAGUACCUUGUACAUUAGAAUUUGCAACACUGUCACUUUGCUUUAGAGCAGAUUUUGCACAUUUUCCCGACAGAACUAGGACAUGUCCCCUUUUGUUGCACUCUGAUGUGUUUUUGUUACAUGUGACAAAUGAGUGAAAAAAAAACAAAACGUAACUCUCGAAAAGUGCAUUUACCCCAAAGAACCAUCAGCCUGUAUCCCAUCUAUUAUAUCAGUGAAUCCUUGCAAAGAAUGUGAUGCCUCCACCUUCCUCAAGUAUCCUUGCCUUAUGUAUGAUUUUAUAAAAAAAAAUAUGUUAACAGGAGGACGAAGGCAUCGGGUGAUUCAACAAGUCUGUAGAUUCCAGUGCUGUUUGUUGGGUUUCCCCUCUUUGAAUCUUUGCAAGUAGAUGGGACGGUUGAAAUUGCCUAAUGUACGGUGUACGCCAUCACCCUGUGUGUUUUCUUUACAUUUAACCCUCUGUACAUGGGAACUAGCUAGUAAAGGAAGUUGACCUGUAAAUACCAUGUUAGGAUAAGCUGUACAGUGGUAUACCAUUGUUUACAUAAAAUUACUUAGCUCUUUAGUUGUUGUUUUUUUUUGCCAAUAUAUUACUGUACUAUAGUUUUGAUUAAUGAAAGAUGUCUAUGUACCUUUCUAGUUUAUAUGGACCUGUUUACCUUUGUAAGCCAUAUAGUUACAAUGUACAUGAUGCCACAGUUAGGACUGAUAAUUGCACUUGAGCCCGAUAGAAAGUCAGGAUUUCAGCAUUUCAUGCAUCCUGAAUAUUCAUCCAGUGACAACAGCAGUGCAUUUUAUCAUGUGGUUUUUUUUUGCCAAUGAAGAUGACAUUCGGUGAGACCGUUCAAGAUGCAGUUGGAAAGUAACGAUUUGAACUCUGCACUUCCGCUCAUUUAUUAAAUAUUUUUUCAAUUAUUUUAUCCCAACUUUGCAUUAAUUUUUUUUUUUAUAGUUUUGUACUUUUCCCUGUGGUGUUCUUGGUCCUCCUGAUGUGUUAGGAAGCACACUCGUCUACCGUACAUGGCGUAUUGAGCAGAUGGCUCCUUUGUUUCAAUCAUUCUGUCCGGUGUUAGUGUUAUUUUCCUGCAUCUUUGUCAAGAGAUUGCUGCAUUGCUUUGUAUUAGAGUGCCUCUGGAGUAGUUGUGGAACCACAGAGAAGUACAGGUUGAAAUCUGUUCUCUUAUACAAAGGAGAUUUGAAAUUCUCCACCCAGUAUUGUCCCUGUUACAAUUCUUGUAAAUGUUUGUCAUGAUGACUUAAUCCCUAUGGAGAGAGAAAAUAAAUUGUCGAUUUUGA